UUCCUUCGAGUUCGACAAGUUCGUUUUGUUGUUGUUGUCCUCGUACCUCGAGCCAGAUGAUUAGUGAUAUUUUCAUUUUAGCUUUUAAUUAUGUUUUAGUGGCUCGUGGAUAGUGCUCGGGUUUUUUGUAUUUGGAUUUGAAUGUACUUUCUGUAAUUCCAUAUGUGUAUAGUGGGUUAAUUGUUCCGUGUUAUUCAUCGUUGCAUCCAUUGAUAAGGUAAAAAUGGCAACAUUGGCAACUGAUAAUCUUCUGUUAAAAAACAGGUCUCCUGACGUAAAAGUGCAAAUUACUCCGGCACAACCAAAGAAGCUAACACAUUUGCCCGAGAGGCCAAAGGUGGAUUUAGCGUUUUCCAAUUUGACGUACACCGUUCGCCAAGGAAAGAAAGACAAAAUUAUUCUGAAAAAUGUCAGCGGAAGGCUUCGAUCUGGCGAGUUGUGCGCUAUUAUGGGGCCUUCAGGGGCUGGAAAAUCAACCCUACUUAAUAUCUUGACAGGAUACAAAACAGAAGGAACAACGGGCCAAAUAUUAAUGAAUAACAAUGAAAGAGAUUUGAGUCAGUUUAGAAAAUUAUCUGCUUACAUCAUGCAGGACAACCAGCUUCAUGCGAAUUUAACAGUAGAUGAGGCCAUGACAGUAGCAGCCAAAUUGAAAAUAGGGGAUAAAAAAUUACACGAUAGAGAGGCUAUUAUUACAGAAAUUCUAGACACUCUGGGCUUGCUAGAUCACAGAAAAACAAUGACUAGUGGCCUUUCUGGAGGUCAGAAAAAGAGAUUGUCAAUUGCAUUGGAACUUGUUAGCAAUCCUCCUAUUAUGUUUUUCGAUGAACCGACUAGUGGAUUGGAUUCGUCAUCCUGUUUCCAGUGUAUAUCUCUGCUGAAGACUCUAGCUAAGGGGGGUAGAACUAUCAUAUGCACGAUCCACCAGCCAUCAGCUAGAUUAUUCGAAAUGUUCGACCAGCUGUACACACUCGCGGACGGCCAGUGUGUUUAUCAAGGGUCCACAAAUCAAUUAGUACCGUUCCUUGGUACGCUUGGCUUACAGUGUCCUUCCUACCACAACCCCGCUUCCUACAUAAUCGAGGUGGCCUGUGGAGAGUAUGGCGACCAUACAAAAAAAUUGGUUCUAGCCAUUGAUAACGGCAAAAAUGAUAUUAGGGAAGGUAAACCGUUUCCCGAUUUGAAAUUCAACAACGGCUUCAACAACGGCGAUGUUUUUGCCAAAGAGAACAUGAACACCAUCAUGGCUAACCAACUUUCAAAAGAAUCUGCUAAUAGUUAUAGCGAGAAGAAUCUAAAUGUGGCGGGUGAGCAGGUUGUGAAUAACCAUGUUCCCAAAGUAUCUGUUUCCGAUAAAAUCAUCGACAAACAAGAUGUUAAUUCCACGAUAUUGGAAAACGUGAUACCUAUAGACCAGCUCAAGAGCAAACGAGCAAAUGUCAAUGUUGAAAAAGCACAGUCUGUUGGUCAAGAUGUACAAGAAUCUGCUGUUGAUAUCGAAAAGCCAGAUGUUACGUCUACGUUAUUAGAAAACACAGUACCUGUGAAGCAGCCUAGGUAUGGAAAUACGGAAUUGCAACAGUUCUUUAUCAUUUUAAAGCGAGCACUUCUAUUCAGCAGGAGAGAUUGGACCCUCAUGUACCUUCGUUUGUUUGCCCACAUCCUUGUCGGUUUCUUGAUAGGAGCCUUGUAUUUCAAAAUCGGCAAUGACGGCUCGAAAGUUCUCAGUAAUCUCGGAUUCCUCUUCUUCAACAUGUUGUUUUUGAUGUACACCUCCAUGACGAUAACCAUCCUGUCUUUUCCGUUGGAACUGCCAGUUUUGCUCAAGGAACACUUCAACAGGUGGUAUUCUUUGAGGUCUUAUUAUCUCGCCAUUACGAUAUCGGACAUGCCUUUCCAGACCGUUUUCUGUGUUCUGUACGUUACCAUAGUAUAUUUCAUGACAUCACAGCCGCCAGAGUUACACAGGUACGGGAUGUUCUUGUUGGCGUGCCUGCUAGUGUCGUUUGUGGCACAAAGCGUAGGGUUAGUAGUGGGAGCUGCUAUGAACGUGCAGAACGGCGUCUUCUUGGCUCCUGUAAUGUCUGUACCUUUCCUGCUGUUCUCGGGUUUCUUCGUAUCUUUCGAUGCAAUCCCUAUUUACCUUCGAUGGAUAACUUACCUGUCGUACAUCAGAUACGGAUUCGAAGGCACCGCCUUAGCCACCUACGGUUUCAACAGGCCAAAAUUGGAAUGCUUCACCUCGUACUGUCACUUUAAAUCGCCCGAUACGACAUUGGAGGAGUUAGAUAUGAACAAGUCUAGUUACACUCUCGAUAUAGUCGCGCUCGUGGUGAUAUUCUUCGUACUAAGAAUAUCCGCUUUCUUGUUCUUGAAAUGGAAACUAAAGUCAAAUCGUUAAGAGGACUAGUAAUUGUUAAUCGUUAUUUUUUUACAAUGUUUUUAGUCUAGGUAGAUAAUGCAGACAAUUUUCAUUAUGGAGCUAGAAAAAUUGAUAAAAGGUUAAAGGUAAUUUUUGUAAUUAUGGGAAUAUUGGAAAGAACAUACUUUUUACUAAUAAUAUGUCCAAGAAUAAGUUCUGUUAACUAUAGGUGGAAUGCGAGUAUGAAGAUUUAGCUUUUCAAUAUGAAUCCCUGGAUUUAAUACAAUACAACUGAAAUUAUUUAAGUAGAAGUAUAUUUAAUAUUAUUUUUUGUAAUGUUACUUCUAAUAUUUGUGAUGUAGUUAGGGGCUGUGAGACAAAACCGAACAGUAACGAUAUAUACCUUGCCAGUUUUUUUUACCCAUGACGUAAUUGUUACAAAAAUGGUAAUAUUCCAACUGUCGCUUCAUGAAUGGGUACUUGGACCAUAAAUAUAUUUAUAUACUUUUAUAUAUACACAGUAGUUAUAAAGUUAAUAUUUUGCAUUUAUAUGUACAUUGUUGUUAAUAAACCUAUAUAAAAUAUC
Molecule: messenger RNA, 2948 nt
Organism: Anoplophora glabripennis (Asian longhorned beetle)
Lineage: Eukaryota; Metazoa; Arthropoda; Insecta; Coleoptera; Cerambycidae
Product: ATP-binding cassette sub-family G member 4
Exons: 8
Coding region: 224-2401 (725 amino acids)
Cellular component (GO): plasma membrane
Molecular function (GO): ATP hydrolysis activity; ATP binding; ABC-type transporter activity
Source: RefSeq, a predicted model, not a curated record